This is a messenger RNA of Hevea brasiliensis (rubber tree), 1724 nucleotides long. RefSeq names its product tubulin beta chain. Gene Ontology annotation, cellular component: microtubule; cytoplasm. The record is from RefSeq and is a predicted model, not a curated record. Gene Ontology annotation, molecular function: GTP binding; GTPase activity; structural constituent of cytoskeleton. The transcript is spliced from 3 exons. The coding region runs from base 193 to 1536 and encodes 447 amino acids. Gene Ontology annotation, biological process: mitotic cell cycle; microtubule cytoskeleton organization. Lineage: Eukaryota; Viridiplantae; Streptophyta; Magnoliopsida; Malpighiales; Euphorbiaceae.
AUUGGAUCACUAUCCCAAAACCUAAUCCAAUUGCUUCAUUUUUCAUCUCCAACCAUUUAUAAAUACCUUCCAUUGCUAAUCACUCCCCACCCUCAUUUCAUCCCCUUAUAAGGGAGUCAAUUAGCUCUUACAUACAAAGUCUAUUGCUAUUCCCAUUUUACCCUUGGGCCGAAAUUGUGCGGUUGGGUCAAUAUGCGCGAAAUUCUUCACAUUCAAGGAGGGCAAUGUGGGAACCAAAUUGGAUCAAAAUUCUGGGAGGUUGUCUGUGAUGAACAUGGGAUUGAUCCGACUGGCCGGUACACCGGAGAUUCAGAUUUACAGCUAGAGAGAGUGAAUGUAUAUUACAAUGAGGCUAACAAUGGCAGGUAUGUGCCCCGGGCUGUGCUUAUGGACCUUGAGCCUGGUACUAUGGACAGUGUAAGGACUGGCCCUUAUGGGCAAAUUUUUCGGCCUGAUAACUUUGUAUUUGGGCAGACUGGGGCUGGAAAUAAUUGGGCUAAGGGCCAUUAUACUGAAGGUGCUGAGCUGAUUGACUCGGUCCUUGAUGUUGUGAGGAAGGAGGUAGAGAACUGUGAUUGCCUGCAAGGAUUUCAAGUAUGUCAUUCGUUGGGAGGGGGAACUGGGUCUGGUAUGGGAACUCUACUAAUUUCAAAAAUUAGAGAAGAGUACCCAGAUAGAAUGAUGCUUACAUUCUCAGUGUUUCCAUCUCCAAAGGUCUCAGACACUGUUGUCGAGCCUUACAAUGCUACACUUUCUGUUCAUCAGCUGGUAGAAAAUGCUGAUGAGUGUAUGGUACUUGAUAAUGAAGCACUCUAUGAUAUUUGCUUCAGGACUCUCAAGCUCUCUACCCCAAGCUUUGGAGACUUGAAUCAUUUGAUAUCAGCAACAAUGAGUGGAGUAACUUGCUGCUUGCGCUUUCCGGGCCAGCUAAAUUCAGACCUGAGGAAGCUAGCAGUGAACUUAAUCCCAUUCCCAAGACUUCAUUUCUUCAUGGUAGGAUUUGCACCCCUGACCUCUCGAGGAUCACAGCAGUACCGAGCACUAACAGUCCCAGAGCUAACACAACAAAUGUGGGAUGCCAAGAACAUGAUGUGUGCAGCUGAUCCUCGCCAUGGGCGUUACCUUACAGCAUCAGCAAUGUUUAGAGGCAAAAUGAGCACUAAAGAAGUCGACGAGCAGAUGAUAAAUGUGCAGAACAAAAAUUCUUCCUACUUCGUAGAAUGGAUACCCAACAAUGUAAAGUCAAGCGUCUGUGAUAUCCCACCAAAAGGGCUUACCAUGGCUUCAACAUUUGUGGGGAAUUCAACUUCUAUACAGGAAAUGUUUAGAAGAGUGAGUGAGCAGUUUACUGCUAUGUUUAGGAGGAAAGCAUUCUUGCAUUGGUAUACAGGAGAAGGAAUGGAUGAAAUGGAGUUCACAGAAGCUGAAAGCAAUGUGAAUGAUCUUGUUGCUGAAUAUCAGCAGUAUCAGGAUGCCACUGCUGAUGAAGAUGUUGAGUAUGAGGAGGAUGAUGAUCACGAGGGUGCGGAGAAUUGAAGGUGUUCUGCUAAUUUACUGCUUCGAAUGUUUCGUGCAGUAAUAAAUCACUAGAUUUUGAUUGUUGAAUGAACAUUGUUGCUGUUGUUGUGAUGGUGAUGGAUUCCUGAAGGUUUUUAUUUGAGUAGUUCUCUGGUGUUGUAGUAGCAUUGCUCUGCUCAAACACCAUUUCAAUUGCAACUUUUUAC